UUGAACAGAGAGAAGCUGUCGCAGCCGCGGCGGAAAAACACGUUUUAACGGAUAUUUAAGUGGAGAUAAAACAGGUACAAACAGAACCAAAGUGGCGGGAGGGUCCACUGACUCGGGUCCGUCAGUUGGAGGCUUUGGGAACAUGGUGGAACAUACGCAGCAUGGCGGGUCCCGGGAGGCUGCCUCACCGUGCAGCCCCUCAUCGCUACAGACGGCCUCACCGUGCAGCUCCUCACCGCUACAGACGGCCUCACUGUGCAGCGCCUCACCGCUACAGACGGCCUCGGCGUGCUGCUCCGCAACGCUGAAACCAGACCGCUGGAAGACCGCCACGGGACACAUCAAGAGGCCGAUGAACGCCUUCAUGGUGUGGUCCAAGAUCGAGAGGAGGAAGAUCAUGGAUCAGUCCCCGGACCUGCACAACGCGGAGAUCUCCAAGCGGCUCGGGAAGCGCUGGAAGCUGCUCAGAGACUCCGAGAAGAUCCCGUUCAUCCGGGAGGCGGAGCGGCUCCGUCUGCAGCACAUGGCCCAACAUCCGGACUACAAGUACCGGCCCAGGAAGAAAGCCAGGACCGAGUGCUGUGCAGGAGCCUCUUCCCCGGAGAAAACAUCCACCGUGAGACCCACCGCCACCGCGAGACCCACCUUGAGAACCACCUCCACCGUGAGACCCACCUCCACCGACAAGAAGUUCGCCAGGUUGAAGCCCAGCAGCAGCAGGAGGCUGGUUCCGGUACUGGGGCAGCAGGACCCCCGGUACCGCUACGUGUUGACCAGCAGCUUCAAAGCCAGCAAGCUCGUUAAACGGGAGUUCACCGACUCCGAGGAGGAGGAGGAUGAAGAGGAGUUAAAGAGUGAAGAGGAGGAGGAGGAGGAGGAGGAGAGCGAGAGGCUCUUCUACAGCUUCAAGAACAUCACCCGGCAGCAGGGCUCCAUCCCCCGGCAGCAGGGCUCCAGCAGCCUGGCCUCCUCCUGCAGCAGCCCGGCCUCCUCCUGCAGUGCGGGAGAGGAGGAGCUCCACCUCAGGAACCUGGACGACCUCCCGCUCAGCCUGCUGGCUGGCCUGCACACCACCUCUGAUCCGUGGCCCCCAUCGGGCGCCUCUGGCCCCGCGAACCUCAGCAUCUCUCUGGUGGACCCUGACCUGGACUCAGAGGGAAGCCUCGGGUCCCACUUCGACUUCCCGGAUUACUGCACCCCCGAGCUCAGCGAGAUGAUCGCCGGCAGCUACUUCACCGACCUGGUGUUCACCUACUGACACCCCCCCCCACACACACACACACACACACACACACACACAGGACUGAUGAAAGAGUUUAAACCCAGAUCUGUGAAACCAAA
Molecule: messenger RNA, 1341 nt
Organism: Eleginops maclovinus (Patagonian blennie)
Lineage: Eukaryota; Metazoa; Chordata; Actinopteri; Perciformes; Eleginopidae
Gene: sox11b
Product: SRY-box transcription factor 11b
Exons: 2
Coding region: 143-1258 (371 amino acids)
Biological process (GO): anatomical structure morphogenesis; neuron differentiation; negative regulation of transcription by RNA polymerase II
Molecular function (GO): DNA-binding transcription activator activity, RNA polymerase II-specific; RNA polymerase II cis-regulatory region sequence-specific DNA binding
Source: RefSeq, a predicted model, not a curated record